AGGGGCUACGGGACAGGUCAGGGUCCGAGCCCCGCGUGGACUGCGUGCCGAGUGGGGCUGGGGGCUCAACCUUCCCCCAUCAUCCUGCUCCUUCCCGCAGCGCCCGGACAGGGCAAGGGGGUCCCUUUUCUCCCACCUGGCGCCCUGAGCCGCUCGCCCCCGGCUCGCAUCCACCUCCAGCCUGUAAAUCAUUUGCUUUUACGAUCCCUCCUCUGGCCCAUUAUCACACGAACUUUAUAUGUUUGGGGCUGGUGGCGGCCAUAAAGCUGGCCCCGUUUCCGGGGCUGGCAUGCCCGCCGGGCAGGCAGGGUGUGAGGAGCAGGAGGAGGUUGGGGGGACGCCGCCCCGGGUCCCCCCAGCCUGGCAGGUAGGCAGGGAGGGGCGCAGCAGAGCCCCGGGGAUGCUCGGCACAGUGGGGCUGGGAUAUAGACUGUUUGCAGCCCUGGGGUCGGGCUGGAGCAGGGAGAGCUGGGAGCGAGUGGGGGGCACUGGGCUAUCACGGGGUGGGGAAGCAGGAAGAAGUGGGGUCCCAUCUCCGGUCAUUAAGUCCCCGUGGAGGACCCACAGAUCCUCUUGGUUCCUGGAGGGACAUUUGACUCCCUCUAGCCAGUGAGUCUGGGUCCAUAUCUGACCCUGCACAUGGGAAUCACAGGUCUGGGGGUGUUGGGGCCCUGGUCCAGCGCUGGGGGUGCUUCCAGGAUCUGUCUUUCCCGGGAUGCUGUGUCCAAGCCCUGAGCCCAGAUCCUGAGUGUCUGGCACUGCAGAGCCGACGGGCAGCUCCUCUCUCUGCCCAUGUCCCCAGGGCUCCGUUCCUCCUCACGGUGUCCCUUCCUCCCACCCGAGCUUGGCUCAUGGGUUUCCUCGUGCCUCCAGAGUUCCAGGUGUUGCGGAGGACUGGGAACACCUGGACUGGAUCAUCCCUUUGGCUGCUCUUUAUCUCCCGGUUCCGCUGGCUCUGUCACAGCUGCCUCCGCUGCCUCUCUCUCUCCCUUUGUGUCUCCCUGAGGUUCAAGCCCCCCAGAACCCUCACAGGGGCCUCGCUGGCCACGUGUGAAUGCCCAGGUACUGCCACAGCCCAGGUGAGCAGGGAUGGAUACCCAGUGUGAGCAGCUGCUGCCCGUCUGAAAACCAGCAUCGUCCCUGGAAUGAUCCCCCUCCCCGAUGGGAUCCGGGCACGAGGGACGUGGGAAUGCACCGAGGCUUCUCCCUGCUCUCCUCUGUGUGGUCCCAGCUGCAGGCUGAGAUUCAGGAGUCUGGGGGGCUUCAGGUCACCAGCCUGUGCUUUAGUAAGACCUUCCCAGGUGAGGAGCUCGGUGGCAGCAGGUGACAGCUCACAAGAGCUUUGCCUCUGGUCUGUUCCCAUCCCGGCUGGGUGCUCACAAACCUGCCCUGAGUCGGCCGUGCCCUCCUAAUUCACCUUGGUAUUGCUAUGAGAGAAACGGGUGUCCAAAUCACUUGGGGGUGUCCUGGGCGAGCGACUCCUCACUCUCUGUGUCUCCCUGGAUGGGGGAUCACGUGGAGCGGGGGCAGGUGGGCUCCGUGUGCAGGAAAACCCCAAAUUUGAGCAGAUCAAUCACUUUUUCUUUCCGGGGAGGGGGAUGGGAGAGACGAGAUCUUGCUUGAACAGUCAAAGUAAGUUACCUUUGCUUUUCCCUGCUCCUCAAGGUCAGCCGAGCUAAUGAAAAUCAAUCUUCCCUCUGCCUCUCUCUGCUGCAUGAGCAGAUUCUACCUGUGGCCCCUUCACCUACUUGAAAGCGGCGGCUGCCGCGGCCGCCCCGUCCUGCUGACCGUGGGUAGCGCCGGAGGGAGCUUCCUCCUGGAACAGCGUCUUCCUGCGGGGCCGGGCACGGCGACAAUAUCCGUGUCACUGAGGGAUCACUCCUUUGAUCUGCCAGAGGAGAAUGUCCUGGGGAAGCUGGCUGUGCACGGGAAGCGGGUGUUCAAUACGGAAAUCUGGGCUGGAAGAGCUGGGGAGAGCUUGUGGCUGGGCUCUGGCUUGAAACACGUGGUGUCCGUUCUCGGGGCGCUCCAGGGUAACUCCAGGCGGCAGGAGUGGGAGGAUUUUUAGAUGUGCCCUGAUGCCGCAGGGUCUCCUGGCUCCUGGAAAUGCAGCUCUCUUCCAGCGUGGCUGAACUCAGCUGUGACGAGACGAUGGACCCACCCGCUGAGGACUUCCAGCAGGUCCUGUCCAUUGACCAAAUCCGCUCCAUCCGUGCCAGCAACAACUAUGUGGAGAGACCGGCGGCCUGCUUCCAGCAAGCCCGCUCCAACCCCUCCCUGGCCCAGCCACCGCACAAGCAGGAGUGGUCCCAGGACCGCCUGGUGUCUUCCACCUUCCAGGACCUGCACCGCAGCCACAGCCAACAGCACCAGAUGCCGCCUUUGCAGCCACACCUGAGCCAUUCCAGCACGGCCAGCUCGGUCUCCCAAAGCACCACCGCCUCCGACCAGCGCCUCCUGAGCAGCCUGACGCCCUCCCACUCCGGGCACUCCCUCAUCCGGACGCAGCCCCGCGCCGGCGAGCUGAAGGCGGAGGAGUCACCGCUGAAGGGGGGCUCGGAGAAGCCCACCCUGCACAGCGGCCACCUCUUCAUCUGCGAGGAGUGCGGGCGCUGCAAGUGCGCGCGGUGCACGGCCGCCCGCAGCCUGCCCUCCUGCUGGCUCUGCAACCAGCGCUGCCUCUGCUCCCCCGAGAGCCUCCUCGACUACGGGACCUGCCUCUGCUGCGUCAAGGGGCUCUUCUACCACUGCUCCACCGACGACGAGGACACCUGCGCCGACGACCCCUGCUCCUGCGGGCCGGGGUCCUGCUGCGCCCGCUGGGCCGCCAUGAGCUUCCUCUCCCUCCUCAUGCCCUGCCUCUGCUGCUACUUUCCCACCCUGGGGUGCCUCAAACUUUGCCAGCGGGGUUAUGACGGCCUCAAACGACCCGGCUGCCGCUGCCAGAGCCACACCAACACGGUCUGCAGGAAGAUCUCCUCGUCCAGCGGCACGCCCUUCCCCAAAACACUGGACAAGCCGGUAUGACCCUCCCGGUGAGGAGAAGCAGGCUUUGCUCCUCUUCCUCUCACUCCUCCUCCUCCUCCUCCUCCUCCUCCUCUCUCCUCCAUCCCCUUCCUCCCUCGGCUCCCUCCACACUGCAGUGCUCCCCCUUACCCACCAUCACCUUCUGGGAAUGAGACGGGUGAGCUGAGGGUCUCCCAGGCUUCGUGACAUCCUGGCUGGGUGGCCGGGGGAACUGGCACCGAGCUGGGGGAAACAGUGGUUUUGCACAUGUGGGAGAGGGACAGGAGAGGCAGAGCGAGCUGUGGGUGCCCUCCCUGGCUGUAUCCCACAGGGAAAGGUGACCCAGAGGGUCUUUGGGAGUCUGCCCCCAUGGGAAGGGCGACCAGGGGGUCCUCAGGACUCUGGUCUCAGCAGGUUUAGGAGCUGCCCCACAGUGUGGUCCUUCUCCGUGGGGGAAAGAGGCAGGUCAAUGUACCCCCCGUGCAAGAGCCCUCCGGGAGCCAGACCACCUCCUCUCACUCUUUCUCCCUCUCCAGCCCUUUCCAUGGGUGGCCUUUCUCCUCUCAGGUGGCCGUAGGUCCCCUUUCCUGAGGGGCUGGAGUGCUGUGGGGUCUCACCAGUGGCAGCGCCUUCCCUCCAGGCUUGGGAGCUGCUGGGAGAAGUGAGCGAGCUCCAAAAUGAGGUGGCACUGUGUUUUUCUGUCUCAAAGAGGAAGGGAAGGUGUGGGAAGCUUUAGAAACCUUCUGGCAGGGGAAGGAGCUAUCGGAGGCAGCCCAGCCCACUCGCUCCUGCCCGACUGCAGCGAGGGAAAGGUCCCCUCUGGGAUUUGGCUGAGAACAAGGAGCUGGUUGGAAAUUGCCAUUCAUUUCUCCAGGCCUUGGAGGGCUGCCUGGGGUGGGAGCUGCCACCUGGCUCCAUCCCACCACCGAGCAGAUGCUGCAGGCACCAGCUCCAUGCUUGAAUCCCAACCUGGUACCUUCCACCAGCACUGAAUUCACUUUAAAAAAGCGCAUGGCAAAGUCAACUGUCAGCAGCCACUGCUCCGGGGACUCCCCAGCAGGGCCUUCUGUCACCCUGCUUCGGGCUGGAGGACACGGAGAGCUCGAGGGGGUGUCCAAAUUGGGGACUCCGACCUUCCCUCCCUGUAGAUGUUCUGUUUGAGUCCUCACCCUGCUGAGGGUUCUGCGCGGACAACCAGGAAUGGGUCUGGGCCAAGCCCCGGGGCUGGGCCAUCUGCAGAGCAGACGGACACCGAAUCCGGGUCAGGGCUUCGUGUUCCCUUGCUGGGAUGAUAAUAAGCCCAACUGGUUGCUGUUGUUGGAGGGCUCCUCCUAGUCCCGAGCUCAGCCCCAUCUCCACACGGCGCCAGCUCCCCUUUGUGACCCCGCUGGCACCGUGCAGGGAAGUUUGGAGUUGGGAUGGUGGCCUGGAGCUCAGCUCUGCCUGCCUGUCUCUCUUCUGAGGUGUGUGAGCACAGAGACAAGCGAAUGGUUCCCCUGGAGAAACACAUGCAACACAUCCCCUGGCUUCCCCAAGACCCUGCACCCAGGGCUCACCCGUUGCCUCCUCCCAGCCACCUCUUUCCGUAGAGUUCUGUGGAUCUAUUUUUGUACAUAUAUAUAACGUUAGGAUGGGUAGGUCUCUUACUAAUAGUAUUCAUGAUACUGCUGUGAACGGUGCCAGGUGCAAGGUUUGGCUUCCUGGUACACUUGCACAUGGUGGAAAAGAUGAUUUCCCGGUCUGUUUAUUGCUAAUCCUAGACCCUUAGUUCCUAGGUCGUCGGGAGAGGGGGAAAGGCAGGUGUAUGGAUUGUCCAGGAGGGUCUGCUCUGCAGUGAGGGGGUGGGAUUCAGUGCUGACUGUGGGGGGAGGCAGAGGUGGACUCUUCACAGUGGGAUUCCUCUUUCCAUCCAUUUGCUAUCUGAAAACCAUGGAGGAUCGAAGCUCCCUCUGUUGCAGGGAAAAGCGGAUCCAGGGAGUGAUUCAUCCCGUUUGGAAGCAUUAUUCAUGAAAUUCUGCGCUGGCAGUGCCUCACUCCCUUGACUCAAAUGGCACCCAAACAUUGAACUUGAGGUUCCCUGUGGAAGGGGGAUGAGUCCCAUUCCUGGUGGGAAGUUUGUACCUGGUGGAUGUCACGGACAUGAGCAAAAUCCUCGUCCUGAUUUCACCCAGCCCCUGAGAGGUGAUGUGGAAAGAUCUGGCCAAAGAUGGACAGCCUGCUUCCCUAAGGUGGGGGGAUCUCAGGACGAUGCUCUGGGACACAGAAGGAUCUCCUGGCAUUAGGAAGGAAGAGGGCCCCACAUCCUCUGAGGCCACCCCUGAAAUCUGGAAUUAUUUGGAUUUUAAAGCCAUGACCUUUCCAGAGGAUGCCCCGUAGGAGUGUGAAUCCCCCUAAGAUCAGGCCAUGUGGCAGCAGAUAUUAAAUAUGUUGCCAAUGUAUUUAUCCAUAUGCCAGUAAUUGCUUGGCUCCCUACUUCCAAGCCAUGUUGGGGAGAGGGGCUUCCACCAAGAGGCACCUUCCUUCGGAAGGCUUGAUUUGCUCUUCUAUUGGUGCUGAUUAAACUCCUUCUUCCUAAAAAACAGAAAAUAUUUUUAGAGAAGAAAGGUCCCCUUUUCACUGUGGAUUGGAGGAACUGUCUCCCUUGAAUGAGAAUGCGAAACAGUUCAUUGAAACUUUUUAAAGAGAACUAAUGAACAGAAUUUUCCAACUUGCUCUACUUUGAUUUUUUUUUUUUCUCCUCCUUUUUAAACGGAUCCCACUCGUAAAUUUAGUUACCACCUCUGUAUCUUUGCAAUUCAUUGCUUCCUCUCCUGAUGGUGGAAUGACUCAACAUGUGAAGCUUCAUCAUUUUCACGGCCCCCCCAAGUCAUGCGAGCGCGGGGUGACCUCCCCCAGGUGCUGGAGCUGGAGGAUGAGGAGAUGGCUGUCCACGGAGCAGCUCCCCAGAGCCAGCUUUGCUUGGCACGGCUCUUGUAGCACAUUUACCUUCAGGAAUUGGUGGGAGGCCAGGAUGCCUGCCAGGAGCCUUCCACCUAAUGGGCUUUUUCUGGGUCAGUGCAGAAGCCCCAUUUCUACCAGGGAACGGUGCCACAGCCUGGGUGAGGAUGAGGAGCGUGGCCAGGGCUCUGGAAUGUCUCAUCUCCAAGAAAUGACAAACCUGUGAGAUAUAUUUUAUGAAAUAUUGGACAUGCAGGAAAAGAGGAAUUUAAAAGCCAUGUAGAUGUGCACUUGGGGACAUGGUUUAGUGGUGGGCUUGGCAGUGCUGGGGGAUGGUUGGACUCAAUGGUCUUUGAGGGCUUUUCCAACCUAAAUGAUUCCAUGAUUCUUUGAACUGGGGAGGAGGAGGAGAGCCCCAGAUGGGCACUGAGGGCUGUCAGACCAGCUUUGGUUUGACUGAGGGCAGACACAAAGCUACAGGCAGGACUCGCAGGGGCUGCAGGAGUUCAGAGCUGUGGGGGCAGGUGGCUUCACCUGGGUUACUGCUCCCUGCUCCACCUGCAGUGCUCAGCACGCUCCCCUGCCUUGCUUUCAGCAGGCAGGAGAAGCUGGGAUGUGCCAGAAGCUCUCCAGAGGAGGCCAGCUCUGCUUCACUGAGCUCAUCUGCUGUGGGGAAAGCUGUGGGCAGCCUCGUAUUCUUUCCCUGAGCUUUUCCUAACAUCUUCUGACCAGAUCCAUCCUGCUCCCUCCCCACCUCCGGCUGCCAGACGGUUUGGUUUGCCUGCAGAGAGGACUCUGGUUCUUGUUGGGGUUGUGAGCCCCUUUCCUGCCCCACCCUCAGUGAGUCAGAUCACAUCUGCUCUGGGUGUUUGUUUGCAGCUGCUUGUCCCGGCAGUUGGGGUUUCUCUCUGUCCUGACGUGUCUUUUUUGGUUUUCUUUUGGGAGUGUCACAUGUCGAGCCCUCUGCUCUCCCACAGGGAUGGAUCCACUUCGUGAGGGAACAUUUCUGUGCUCUGUGUCUCUGCUGGUCGUGGGCUCCUUUGCCAGGGAAUGUGCAGGGCUGUGGGCAGAUGUAGACAGGGAAAGAGAUUCAGGUGCCAAAGGAGCAGGAGGCAGGAGCUGCUGAGCGUGACCUGAGCUCCCCCUGCUCCUCUCCCCAUCCAAACCUCCAAAGCUUCAUCCACACAAGAGGUUCUGCUGGGGUUUGUUCCUGGCUUCCCUUGGUCCCACUCCCCUCCUUCCCCACUGGCAAAUCAGUCCCAGCACAGGUGAGGAGGGGUCAUGGGAACCAGGCUGGAGUCUCCCUCCCAUCCCAGCUCCCAAACUCUCCUGGUGGAGGGGCAGGAGUGGUCCUCAAUAGAGAGAGAUGAGCCAGGAGUGAGGGGAGCUGCCGUGGGAUUUUGCACAGGGAAGGAGCCCACUGUGCCCCAAACUCACCACUCCCAGCACCCCUGUUAGUUCCCUCUGUCUCUGGCCUUUGGGUGUUUUUAGGCUGGAAAAACCUGGGAGGCCUUCAGGUCUGAUGUUUGUGAUCAGCAUGUGAUAAGGGCUGUGCCCCCACCCCAAAGCCCAUCCUUGGUCUUUACAGGAUCCAGCUCAGGUUUGUCUCUUCCAAGGAGCCCGCGGAGCCCAGGCCUGCAGGAUGCUCCCAGCAGCUGGACACACCUGGCCCAGGUGGGCCAAACCUGAGCUGAGACCUCUUGGGGCUCAGUCUGCUUGGGGGGAUUGCCCCGUGAGCAUCGGGAUCUCCUGCAAACUCUCUCCCAGAGUCAGGCUGGGAGCUCGUGCAGGUGGGAUCUGUUCUGCUUGGGGUGGCAUUGCAGAAGAAUCCCCUGAGGGUAGAAUCUAGGGUCUCCAGUCCCCUUGGAGGGGACUGCAGGCAGAAGAGGGAUGUUGGGUGGAUGGGAAGAGAUCACACACCUCCGUGGGGCAGAGGGAAAGCGGGGCGAGGUUUCCUGGUGGGUCUCUCUCCUGCUGCACCCCAAAGGGCUGGACCAAACCCCCCCUGGAGAGCUGGGCCCUGGGAGAGGAGGGUUCUCAGCCCUCUGUCCUAAGGUGUGUGAUCAUCCCAGAGCUGGUUCCCACCUUCCCUGCAGAGCCCCUGUCCCCCUUCCCCUCCCUCUCUCCCCAUCCCCAUCCGUUCCCUCGGGAUGCUCUCUGUCCUCCUGCCUCCCCAGGUGUCCUCAGCACAAAGUUCUCCUUGGAAGAUGCAUCACCCUGGGCUUCACAGGAGAGUCUCCUACCUGGAACUGAAGGCUCUAAUCCUAUAUUUAUGGGUACACAAAUGUUCUGUACAGUGUGUAAAGAUCCCUCCCCCGGCUCUCUCCAUUCGGGCUCCUUUCUAUAAGGUAUAAUAUAUGUUUAUAACCCGAUGACUGGUUUUUUUGACAAUAAUACUCUUGUACCUUUUAAGAGAAAAAAAAAUAAAAAACCAAAGUAUUUAUUUGAAAAGUUUAUUUUAAAGAUAAGAAAAAAAAAAUAACCUAUUUAUUUUACUGCACCCUCUUCUGUUUGGUUUCCUUCUCUUGCAAAGCUGAUAACUGUUACAGAACCACUGCUGAGAUGAAAGAAGUGAUUCUAUGGUGGCUUCACAAGCCCACUUAGAGCAACUAUUCAAUAAAAAUAUAUAUUAAUUUUGAA
This is a messenger RNA of Pseudopipra pipra, 8583 nucleotides long. It is a transcript of the gene SPRY3, whose product is annotated as sprouty RTK signaling antagonist 3. Gene Ontology annotation, cellular component: membrane; cytosol. The transcript has 2 exons. Gene Ontology annotation, biological process: negative regulation of MAP kinase activity; multicellular organism development; animal organ development. Lineage: Eukaryota; Metazoa; Chordata; Aves; Passeriformes; Pipridae. The coding region runs from base 2107 to 3027 and encodes 306 amino acids. The record is from RefSeq and is a predicted model, not a curated record.